Messenger RNA from Amorphotheca resinae ATCC 22711, 1500 nucleotides. RefSeq lists its product as hypothetical. The transcript is spliced from 3 exons. Gene Ontology annotation, cellular component: membrane. Bases 1 to 1500 code for a protein of 499 amino acids. Gene Ontology annotation, biological process: ceramide biosynthetic process. Lineage: Eukaryota; Fungi; Ascomycota; Leotiomycetes; Helotiales; Amorphothecaceae. The record is from RefSeq and is a predicted model, not a curated record. Gene Ontology annotation, molecular function: sphingosine N-acyltransferase activity.
AUGCCCGCUACAGAGGCCUUCCCCCUGCUCUCAACCUCCAGCGGCGACAGGCUGCAACCCUUGAGCGGUCCAAGCAGCCGUGACAACCAGCCGCGAAUUCGAAGAAGGUCCAGCGGGCUGGGCGGAGAGAUCAGGGCUGGGGACACCAGCGCUCCAGCUCUUGCAACACUGGACGUGAUCCCGCAGUCCUCCCGAUCGAUCAAUGCGCAAAAUGCCAGAGAUCGCAAGAAGCCCUUCUCGAAACGCCGGAAGGCUAAGAGUCUGUUGCAGCAAUGGAAACGGUACUCAUUGAAGCACACAUGGGUCAUGCCUCUCGUGCUGUUAACAAUCUUCCUCUGCCUAUACGCCAUCAACCCAACCCCUUCAAACCCGAUCCACCACUUCAUCUUUCUAUCAUACGAAGUGCCGGUCGAGCCCGGGUCGCCGCCUGACACACCAAUUCAAUAUGGGAAGGGGAAGUGGGAUAUUGCCUUUGUCUCGUUCUACAUCAUCGUCCUGUCCUUCACCCGCGAGUUCAUCAUGCAGAAAUUCCUGCGACCCUUGGCGCGCCACAGUGGGUUGAAGAGCAGGGCGAAACAGUCUCGGUUCAUGGAGCAGAUGUACACGGCUAUCUACUUUGGAAUCACGGGUCCCUGCGGGUUAUAUGUGAUGAGCCGGACGCCUCUGUGGUACUUUAACACCAGAGCCAUGUACGAGAACUUCCCGCACCGGACACACGAGGCUGUCUUCAAGUUCUACUACCUCUUCCAGGCUGCGUACUGGUCCCAGCAGGCCAUCGUCCUCCUCUUGGGGAUGGAGAAGCCCAGGAAGGACUUCAAGGAAUUGGUUGGCCACCACAUAGUGUCGCUGGCCCUCAUCGCGUUGAGCUACCGCUUCCAUUUUACAUACAUGGGCCUGGGAGUGUUCAUCACCCAUGAUAUCAGUGAUUUCUUCCUCGCCACGUCGAAAACACUCAAUUAUCUCGACCACCCGCUGGUGGGGCCCUACUUCGGGUUCUUCAUGAUUGCGUGGUGCUACCUGCGACAUUACCUCAACCUCCGGAUUCUCUGGUCGGAGUUCAACGAGUUCAAGACGGUCGGGCCCUACGAGCUGAACUGGGAGACGGAGCAGUACAAGUGCUGGAUCUCUCACUACAUCUCGACGGCGCUGCUGGGCAGUCUGCAGGCCCUCAACCUGUUCUGGCUAUACCACAUCUUCCGCAUCGCGUACCGCUUCGUCUUCUUCCGCAUCGCCGAGGACGACCGCAGCGACAACGACGAGAACGAGUUCGCUGAGGAGCAGCGCCUCGAGGCCAUGGCCAACCAGGAGGCGGCGGAGGAGGACGACGAGAAGGAAGAAGAGGCGGCCGACGACACAGCCGGUCCGCAGGUCCUGGUCAACGGCAAGCCGAUGGAAGCCACAACCACAUCGGCGGAGGUCGGCGAGAGCUCUAAGAAAGAGACGCCGAGCCGAAAAGCCAAGAAGCCGACGAACCGGAAGGAGAACAAGCGGAAAGGUUGA